AUGGCCUCAGCACAAGAUAUCAAGAUCAAGCCUGGGGCGCCAAGAGAGGUCUCACACAGCUUCCAGAACCUUUCAACGUCACCAGUAACCCCCCAGCUCGCUGCCCAGUCCUUCGCCUCCAGCUGGGGCGCCAAGCUACCCCAACGCAUUGCACCAGGCGAGAGGCCCCUGAAGCCCUUCAACACGCAGGAUGUCAAGAUCCUGCUCCUAGAAAACGUCAACAAGGCCGGCCAGGACAUUCUCCGAGAGCAGGGCUACCAGGUUGAGGCGCUCAAGACCUCACUGCCCGAGGACCAGCUCAUCGAGAAGAUUCGCGAUGUCCAAGUCAUUGGCAUCCGCUCCAAGACCAAGUUGACCGAGAAGGUAUUACGCGAGGCCAAGAACCUGCUCGUCAUCGGAUGCUUCUGCAUCGGCACCAACCAAGUCGACCUCGACUAUGCCGCCCGCCAGGGUAUUGCCGUCUUCAACUCACCCUUCGCCAACUCACGCAGUGUGGCCGAGCUGGUCAUUGGUGAGAUCAUCUGCCUCGCCCGUCAGCUCGGCGACCGCUCCAACGAGAUGCACCGCGGCACCUGGAACAAGGUCAGCUCCAAGUGCUGGGAAAUCCGUGGCAAGACCCUCGGCAUUGUCGGCUACGGCCACAUUGGCUCCCAGCUCUCCGUCCUGGCCGAGUCAAUGGGCAUGAACGUUAUCUAUUACGAUGUCGUCACCCUCAUGGCUCUGGGCACUUCUCGACAGGUCCCGACUCUGGAGGCCCUCCUGGAGGAAUCCGACUUCGUCACCCUUCACGUUCCUGACCUGCCAGAGACGAGAAACCUCAUCUCUACACCCCAGUUCGAGCGCAUGAAGUCCGGCUCCUACCUCAUUAAUGCCAGCCGUGGAAGCGUCGUCGAUAUUCCUGCUCUUGUCAAGGCUAUGAACUCCGGCCACGUUGCGGGUGCUGCUCUUGAUGUCUACCCCCAGGAGCCUGCCGCCAACGGAGACUACUUCAACAACGACCUCAACAUUUGGGGUGAGGAUCUUCGAAGCCUGAAGAACCUUAUUCUGACCCCUCACAUUGGUGGAAGCACUGAAGAAGCCCAGAGGGCUAUUGGUAUCGAAGUGAGCGAAGCUCUUGUCCGAUACAUCAACCAGGGUAUCACCCUGGGCAGCGUGAACCUGCCUGAAGUUCAGCUCCGUCCCAUCAAGUUGGAGGAAGACAACAAGGCUCGCGUUAUCUUCAUUCACAACAACGUUCCUGGUGUGCUGCGCAAGGUCAACGAAAUUCUGGGCGACCACAACGUCGACAAGCAGAUCAGUGAUAGCAAGGGCGACAUUGCCUACCUGAUGGCAGAUGUCAGCAACGUGAAGUUUGGCGAGAUUAAGGAUCUUUGGGAGCGUCUGGAACUCCUGAGCUCCCGCGUCUUAACCCGUGUGCUCUACUAA
This is a messenger RNA of Clonostachys rhizophaga, 1425 nucleotides long. NCBI's taxonomy places the organism in Eukaryota, Fungi, Ascomycota, Sordariomycetes, Hypocreales, Bionectriaceae. The record is from the annotation of a GenBank genome assembly.